Molecule: messenger RNA, 2129 nt
Organism: Sinocyclocheilus anshuiensis
Lineage: Eukaryota; Metazoa; Chordata; Actinopteri; Cypriniformes; Cyprinidae
Product: leucine-rich repeat-containing protein 14-like
Exons: 4
Coding region: 1-1782 (593 amino acids)
Cellular component (GO): cytoplasm
Source: RefSeq, a predicted model, not a curated record
AUGCAGGAUUACAGUGUGAUUAGGGGGAGAUCAUUUUGUGCCUGCUUUGAAAACAUCGAGAUUGUCCUGUCUUUGGUGAACCUGUGCGCCCGGGAGGUGGUGAGCGACCACAGCUCUUCGCCGUAUUGGUUAAGUUGUGUGCCGAGGGAGCUCUACCGAGCGUUGCUGGACGCCGCCUUCACCCACUGCCGUCCUCUAGCUGUCGGUGAGCUCGUCCAGCGGUGGCCCGAGAGAACACUGACCGUUGGAGGCAGCAGAAAAGCGGGCGAGUGCCCCCCGAACCGCCUCUGCGUUCAGGCUCUGCUGCUGGCUGUGGUCAGGGGACUGACGGACAAGAGGUGUUGCCUGCAGAUGCUGGAUCUCAGUGGACUUCAAUGUGAAAAUGGGAGAGUUGAGGACUCGAUGGGUGGAUGGUCCCUCAGUGUUGCCCUGUGCUCAAUGGUGCUACAAGCUCGAGCUGCUGCCUCCAGGGCUCACAGGAGAGAUGGAGAAAGAGAGAGAAAAAGAGGACUGGAAGCAGAACGCGACCGGGGCACCAUCAAACGAGACCGGGGCAAGGUAGGGUGCGGGAAUAGUGGUGAAUGGAGUCAGGGAGGACACGGAGUGGAAGAAGUAGAGAAGAUGGAGUGCAAAACUAAUGAACGGAUGUUACCAGAAGAUGAGUCAGUAAAGGGUGUCAGGAGGAGGAUGGAGAUCCAGAGAAGAAAGACUUUAUCUGAGGGGAAAUCAGACACCAGCAGUAAUAGCAGUAGGUUAUGCGACCAAGACUGGGACGAGGUAGUUGUGGUCUAUGUCAGGGCUGACCUUUUUGUCAAUUCCCGUUCCUGGGAGCGUGUCCGUGAUGCCCUUAGUCAACCAGGUCCACUGCGGCUCCACUGCCGCUACCUCCGCGUGGAGGAACUCUCAGCGCCCUCCAUAGCUUCCUUGUUGGGUCUCUUGCCUCAGCAAAAUCUCCUCGGUGUGGACAUCCGCUACUCCAGCCUUGGGGUGUCAGGCCUGGCUAUGCUGCUUCCACUGUUAGCACCCUUUCCUCAGCUGCACUCUCUGAGACUGCAUUACUGUAACUUGGAUUUACAGCGCGCACAGCCUGGCCAGCAGGGGGCACUUCAGGACAUGUCUAAAGGACUGGGAUCACUGAAGAAACUAAAGAGAUUAUGUCUGACUGCACUCCGACUGCCGGGACACCUGCGCCUGCUGCUCAGCUCUCUUUCCCAGCCUCUGGAGGUGCUGAAGCUGCCAUACCUGUGCCUGACCUCCACGGACCUGGCCUACCUCUCCUGCAGCCAGCAUGCUCCAUUCCUGAGAGAACUUGACCUGAGUGAGAACUGGCUUGAUGAAUCGUCCCUGCCCUCUCUGCGCCGUCUCUUAGCUCAAGCCGAAAACUCUCUGUGCCAGCUUUCACUUUGUGGUUGUGGCCUCUCAGACACUCUCCUGAGUGCUCUUCUUCCCUCCCUGUCCAGCUGUCAGGCUUUACGUAGAUUAAGAUUCGCCUUAAAUCCGCUCUCUAGAACGGGACUGCUUUGCCUGGCCCGUACAGCGGCAGGAAUCCCUUCUCUUCGUCUGCUGCUCUAUCCCAAUCCACUAGAGGAAUAUGAGCCUGGUCUGCCGGCUCUCCCCUCCAGUGCUCAGCUGUUGGAUUGGCCUCUGUUAGAGGAGUCUGAGGGCAGGGACUUGACUCUGAGGUUACUGGAAGAGGUUCUGAACUUGAGAGGACGAUCCCGGGACCUUCUCGUGACCUCUGACCUUCUAAACUAUAGCCCAGACUUAACUGUGGAUGAAUAGAGGGUGAAUGUCCCAGAGCUCACUCUUUUAAUAAGUAUGUGACAAUCAAAACUAUGCUUAAACUAGUACUCUCAGAUUAUGUUUUAACCACUCAUGGGGAAUGUACUUGUGGUUGCCAAGCUUUUUUCAGUAACAACAAACCUUAGCUUAUACACACAAUCGUAUAAAAAGGCUGGCUAGUGGAAACCUUCGCAUUAUAUUGUAUGCAGCUUCUCACAUGAAAUGAUUUUGAUUUGUAUUUGUUUAAGUUAUCCAUUAAGUAUGGUUUUAUUGCUUUAAAUCAUACUAUAAUAGGGCAAUGUUUAUGGCAAACACCGAUAGAAGGAACCUCUUAAAAGUUUUUUUAA